Arachis ipaensis is the source of this 1339-nucleotide messenger RNA. Its product is annotated as ribosome-binding factor A family protein. Gene Ontology annotation, biological process: rRNA processing; ribosome biogenesis. Gene Ontology annotation, molecular function: ribosomal small subunit binding. The record is from RefSeq and is a predicted model, not a curated record. NCBI's taxonomy places the organism in Eukaryota, Viridiplantae, Streptophyta, Magnoliopsida, Fabales, Fabaceae.
CUAGCCUACUAAUCUCUUGACAGAUUCACUCACUCCCAGCCCCUCGUCGUCUCCCUCACUGGUUGCGGUGUCUUGCCCUCACCCACGACCCAACCACUCCUCAGUACUCACACACACUGCCCCUGGUUCUUUGGGUGCCGCCGCUCGCGUCUGCUCCACCGUGCUCUGCCUUGCUUGCUCGUCUUCCUUGUCGUCAGUCCCCUUCUCUUCGCCCUCUAAACUUAACUUCCUCCAUAACCGCCGUGCUUACAUCCGUUUGGUGAAUCUGAGAGAGCAAUGACAUACCUGCUUCCUCCACCACUGAUAUUACCAUGCCCAUGUGGAUGGUGGAAUCACAUCCUUGCACCACCAAGCUCAACCGCAACAACAAUGAACCCUGUUCAGAGGCGUGGUCUUAGUGGAAGUGGGCAGCCAGGGGAGGAUUUUGUUGGUAGGAGUAGGAGUAGGAGCGUGAGGUGCAUGGCCAAUCCUAGGAGAGUGAAGAUGGUGGCGAAGCAGAUUCAGAGGGAGCUUUCUGAUAUGCUCCUCACAGACAAAGUCUUGCAGUUCGCGGUUCUUCCAGAAGCUUCCUUGGGCGCUGACCGCUACCUCUCAUCUCUGACCACCAUAAGUGAUGUUGAAGUCUCUUCCGACUUGCAGGUGGUUAAGGUGUAUGUGUCCGUUUUUGGAGAUGAAAGAGGGAAGGAAGUUGCGAUGGCUGGAUUGAAGUCUAAGGCCAAAUACGUCCGCAGUGUGCUCGGCAGGCGUAUGAAGCUUCGCUUGACUCCUGAGAUACGCUUUAUAGAGGAUGAGUCUUUUGAGAGAGGAAGCAGGGUGAUUGCAAUAUUAGAUAAAAUAAAAAAUGAGAAGAGUUUGGAGAAUCAAAACGGGGAGCUCUUGGAUUCAUCAGCGCAUGAUGAUGAUAAUUGGGAUGAUGUAGAUCCUGAUGAAGGUAUCAUUUACGUGGACUAGCUGCCUCUCACGGUGCGUCAUUAUUUUGGCUGUUGAUAGACAAACCAUUCAGAGUUGAUAGGGAAAGUUGGCUAUAGAGUGGGGCUAUAAGUUUGGUAGAGAUUGAUGCCAUGCCAUUACCCGAUCAUGAAGCCAACCCAAUGUCAACACAGUUGCCCACCCUCGCUAAGAAUCAUAUCGUAAGGUUUUCUUCUCCUUAUGUAACUGUUACCCAGGUUUGGGAUGUCAGUAUACAAAUAGUUUUUCUUUGGUAAGUGGAAACUGGAAAUGAUAAUAUUUGCAUUUCCCAAGAACUUUAUGGUUAAUAUUGCUGACCAGAUUUAGGUGUCUAACAAUAUUGCAUGUAAAUUGUAAUUCUAGAGUUUAUUUGGUUGUGAUUUGGUCUUGA